UGCAACUUUUGAUCUUGCUCUUGUUGAUCGUCGCCGUCGUCAUCACCGUUUGUCCGCGAAGCAGUUCUUGAGCGAGAAGUUUGUGCUGCGGCGCGCGUUCCAUUCGCUGUUGCGCCGGCAAACUGGUCGGACGUGUUAUUAUCGGUUUGCGUCUUUUUUGUCAUUCGCGCGGGUGUAACUAUUUUCGAUUGCCGUAACUCGCGACGGGGUGUAGAACUGGAUUGAGUGCUUUUAUUUGUCUACAAAUAGAACCUGUGCGUGAUAAGAAUAUUUUCGCUGGGAAGAAUGCUAGUGUUGUGAAAGUGAUACCAAAAGAAUUUAGAAUCAGUGCCAAAAGAAUCUAACAAAUUUAUAACACGAAGAGGAAAAAUACUGCCCGAAGUGUGUCUGAAGGCUGCAGUGGAGGUGAUUGAAAAAUAUUUGUAGUCUGGCACCCACGCAUUCUCGGGGGGUUAACGCAGAGCAAACAAGCCUUCGUCCUUAGAUUACGAAACUGAACGGAGACGUCGACGACACGCAGAGAGUGCCAUUCUAUGGGGUAUAGUGCGCGCGUGUAAAAAUCGAAUUGUGUUCUGGAAUUGAUGAAUCGUGCGUGACGCGAUCCAGUUUACGAGUCUUCGGAGAGGGUGGAUAAUCUUACUCGAGUUGGACGUCUGCGGAGACAUCUAGGAAGAGAGGGGGAAAGAUUUACACUCUUAGGGAAUCGGGAAAUGGUGAUGGUGUGCCUUCGAUGAAAUCGCACAAGGAAGAGUUCAUCAACGAUUAGCGUGCUCGGUGCCAUAUGGGUGGAUGGAUGGUGUCAGCAGGUUUAGCUGUCAAUACGUUCAGUGAUUGUGUGCCAAAAGACCAUUAACAUCAACGCCUUUCUAUAGAUAUAUCUGUUGAUGGUACCGGGAAAAUCCCAGUGUCCUAUUCCUUCCGUGUCCAAAAGGGAGCUUAGAAUUACUAACCUAGUGCUGCACGAAGUCGCUUCGCUUGUUAUACCUGCAAGAAUGUUGGUUUUUGAUGGCGUGAAAAAUCGAAAAGUCUGAUUGAAACGAAGAGAUUAGAGACCUCGCUGGUGGUGGUGGCCCCCAUCAAGGUAAAGGUGUCAGUUCUAAAUUGCGGCAGGUCGCUGUGGAGGUCCCUGAAGCAAGAAUCCAAUGUGAAGUGAACGCGACAUCGAAGAAUACGAUAUAAAAAAACGUGAUUUUGGCGAAACCCGCUCGUUCCCCCUGCCAUCGAAUCGAAAGAGCCAUGUGGAUUUUGUCUUAAAACGGUCGUGCUUUUUUGUGCUGUUUGGAGAUGGUGAUUCGAAGAAUUCGCUUGUGUUCGAAGCUGAACUGAUUAGACGAGCGGAGACUGUGUCUCGUACGAGAAUCAUAGCGAAGCAGAAUCAGAAUCGAAAGGGACUUCUCAAAGAGAUUUUGACAGUUACGAGUCGACGAGAAACACACCGACCGACCGACCGGGGAUCGAGAAUCGAAGGCAGGCGGUUGCGAAAUGUAAACAACACACCGCAGCAUGGUUUCGUUAAGCGCCACCGUCGCUACGAUCGUCGUCAAACUGAACGAAAACGAAGUGGGGCCUAACAGCCAUCAGAGUAGGCCGCCCGCGCCCGGGAAAUGGCCUAACCGUGUGUGCCACCGCAUGUUGGAGUAGUAAAUAAUCGCAGCCUACUUUGAACUACCCGUAUAGAGCGUAUCGUAGAGAGACGCUAGACAAGAAGGGAAAACACAGUCCCUAUUGGAAGAGUGUUGAAUUUGGUCCGAAAAAGACUCCGACAGUGCAAGGAAGUAAGAGAAACGCCAACCCAACCGGGAAGGGUAAACGAUUAAUUGCUGCCCGGAGUUCCCAACAUCGAGUUUCCAUAAAGAAAAAAAAUCGUGAAAUGUUCUCGGCCAUGUCCGGCGGCGGGAACCAAAACGUUGCGAAACGGUAGAUGACGUCACUGCUGUUGUUGCAUGCAAAGGGCACGCCACAAGUGAAAGGAUCACGUGACGAUUAGUAAUUAACCAAAGUGCAAGUGAAGCUUUGUGCCAGGGGAAAAAAAGUGUCGAGGGUGGACCUGACAGUGAACUCCGUCAUCCUCGAAUGGUCUUCAACGAGGAAGGAAAGUACGGAACGAUGACGAGGAGAUUCGGAGAUAAAAGAAUGUUUCUCACUUUCGUCAUGUGGCAGUGUUGGCUGCUGGUUGGCCUAAUACAGCGGACCGUGGUCGGUUUGGAUCCCAAAUUUGACCCUUCGACGCGGAUGCGAUUGGUGCUGGUGCCGGCCGAUGCCGCCGUUGGAUCCGUCAUCUACCGGUUACGGGCCACGGACGAGGAAUUUGAGUACCCGCUGCAGUUCGAGCUGGUCGGUGACGCCGCAUCAUCCACAGUCCAGAUCGAAACCCUACCGUGCACCAAGUUCAACUCGAUCUGCCAGGCAAACGUUAUCCUGACGCGACGUUUGGAAGCGGGUCGCUAUUAUGACUUCCAGGUCUCGGUAAAGGACACCAAGGGCGGAAUGUCCAUUCAGAGCUGUUCGAUCACUGCCACCAACUUCAGCACCCCCCAUGACCUGAUUUUCCCACACAAAACCGGAAUCAUCAUGGUGCCAGAGGACGCCAAGAAGGGUACCGAACUGGACUACGUGCUAGCGAACAAGAAUCCGCUUAUGCCAAAGCCAGUCUAUCUGGAGCUCUGGGGUUCGCCGCUAUUCGCCAUCCGGCAAAAAAUCAUUUCACCGGAAAUGACCGAAGGAACCAUCUUCCUCCUGGGGCCACUGGAUUUCGAGAAGCAGGCCAUGUACCACCUCACCGUUCUAGCGAAUGAUGCUUACGCCGAGCCAGGACAGGACUCGAGAAACAUCGCCGGUCUAGAAGUGGUCAUCAUUGUCGAAGACGUUCAGGAUGUUCCACCGGUUUUUACGGUGGCUCCGCCAGUUACCCGGUUGCCACCGGGGCUGAUUCCCGGCGAUAAGGUUCUGCAAGUGCACGCCGAAGACGGUGACAAAGGCGUCCCGCGAGAAAUUCGCUACGGACUGGUUUCCGAGGGCAAUCCAUUUACGUCAUUCUUCGACAUCAACGAAACGAGUGGUGAAAUUUCCCUUCUGCGCCCGCUGGACGACAUCCUAGCGCUCACGCACGUCGGUGACCCGGUCCUGCUGACCGUUAUCGCCGAAGAGGUCAAGGUCGCGCGCGAUGAGCCCCCGGCAAUGGCGACAACCGUGCAGCUAGCGUUUUUCCUCCCGGAACGCAGCAAUUCACCGCCGUACUUCGAAAAUGACCAUUACGUCACCCGGUUGGAGGAAAACAGUGCACCUGGUACCACGUUGUCCUUCACGGAUCCGUACACGCCACGAGUGAUGGACGACGAUGCCGGGAAGAACGGAGUGUUUUCGUUGACGCUGAUCGGGAACAACGGAACGUUCGAGAUUUCGCCGAACGUGGCCGAGGGACAUGCCAAUUUUGUAAUUCGGGUGCGGGAUAAUUCCCUACUGGACUACGAGACGGCAGAAUACGUUCAUUUUCAGAUUCUGGCUCAAGAGUUGGGUCCAGCAACGAACCUAUCAGCCUCGGUAAACGUGACCGUGUACCUAUCGGACGUGAACGACAACGCGCCUAUGUUCGAGCAGAACGACUACAUCGUCGAUCUCCCGGAGAAUAUGACCGCUGGAACUCGAGUCGUCCAGGUGCAUGCUACUGACGUUGAUACAGGCCUUGGUGGUAAAAUCCGCUACACGCAAAUCCUCGGCCCUCAAAAUACCUCCCUCAAUCUUGAUCCCACCUCCGGGGUCAUAACGGUUGCCACCAGCAAUCACGGCUUCGACAGGGAAACCAUGCCGGAGUACCACCUGUACGUCGAGGCUCGUGACGAUGAAGGCAUUGGCAACAGAGCUCAAGUUCUGCUCGUCAUCCGCCUCAUCGACGUCAACGACGAGACCCCAACGUUCGAAAAGUCCCUAUACGAAUUCAUCCUGUCGCCCAACCUGCGGAACUUCACCGUCCCGGCCAUCAUCAAAGCCAUCGACAACGAUGCCGAGCCUCCGAACAACGAAGUUCGCUACGAGUUAAUCUACGGAAACUACGAGAACAAAUUCGAGCUGCACCCGAUCACCGGAGAGCUCAAGCUCACAUCCGCCCUGGUGCGGAGGAGCAAACCCACUCGCCAGCGGCGCCAAACUAGUCAACAGUCUUCCGAAUCGGACGUGUUCGUCCUCACGGCUCGGGCCUUCGAUCUGGGAGUGCCAGUGCGCUUCUCGACCACAACCAUCCGAGUCUACCCGCCGGAGAGUCGAACCCGAACGAUGACCUUCAUCGUGCCCGGGCAUGAUCCGGAUCGGGCCAAGGUUCAGGAAACUCUAGCCGAUGUGACGGGCGGGCGGGUGAUCAUCCAGGACAUCCGGCCGUACAACGGGAACGUUCCCGGCGCCACCGACAUCGGCGGCGACAGCAAGGACCGCAGCGUGGUCCUAGCGACGAUACUCUACGACGGGAACUCCGUCGUGGACAUCGAGCGCAUCCAGCAAAGACUGUCCGUUAACGGAACCGUGACCAACAGUAUCAGUCAGGACGAGCGAAGUGCGAUCCUCUACAAAGCGGAGAACCGUGUCCUGUUCUGGCUGUUGAUCUUCCUAGCCAUUUUGCUGGCGUUGGGUAUCCUGACGCUGCUGCUUUGUUGCAUCUGCCCUUGGUGCCCGCUGUACGCCGCCACGAGAAAAAGAGUAAUUAGAGUCAAUAGUAUCGAAGAUGAUGUACAUCUUGUUCACCGGGAACAAGGCAUUGGAAAACAGUCAAAAUCUGUUCAGGUCGCGGAAUGGAUGGGACGAAGAGAAGCCUGGUCGGCGGAUCGAUCGUCCGAUUCCCGUACAAAGCCGACGCGUUGGGAAUUUAGAGGAAGACGACACGCUAACAAAGCACUAGCCGCUUCCACGACUGGCCACGACAACCGGGGCAACACCAUUGGCGACGACGAAGACGAUGAUGAGCGAAGAGGCGGCGGCGGCGGUGGCGGUGGUGGUGGUGACGGAAGUGGUGGCAACGGCGGUCGCGGUCGGGAGCUGGUGGGAGUCAGCGAGAAGAAAACCAUGACCGACGGCGGUAGUGGCAAAACGAAAGACCAGACUGUUAAGAUUAGAAACGAAUACAAAUCCAAAUCGGCCAAAACUCACGGACCAGGUGGCGGAGGCGGAGGCGGAGUUGGAGGUGGAGACGGCCUCCACCGUUCCCGCAGCAAUCUUCUAAACAAUGAACAGCGGGAAAUUUACAUUGAGGAUGUGGACGAACACGAUCCGGAGUACCAGACAUUGAGGCGAGUCCAUCAGCAUCCGAUACAAACCCAAAUCGACGACGAUUCCAUGCGACGCCAUGAGAUGGACCGGGGAAGCGACUUGAACUAUGAACGAAGGGGAAGCUUCAAGCGGCAAGGUGGACUGGGAGUGGACGAUUCGCUGGAACCGAGAGACCAGUACUACAUUAAGGAUGGCAAUGCGGAGAUUCUUCGACUGAUAACCAGGGGAAGGAACGAAGAGGAGAACAUCUAUGUUAACGUUCCGCAGAGGGGUGCAGGUCGUGGAGCGGGUGAAGGAGCAGGUCAGGGACAGUACAUAAUGGUGGACAACGGUGGAAAGGAAAUUCUAAUGAGGAGAUACAUUGAGGAACAAGCUAAUGGAAAGCAGAUAAUCAGAGAACACUAUCAACUGCUUCCUGGGACGACGUUCAUACAGACCAUUCCCAAUGAAGUUCCAGGGUAUCGAGGGGAUCACGUCACCGAGGUCAAGAUAGGACACGAGCAAAAGUCCAACCGUGGAGGGUCAUUAAAAGACGACGAUGAUAAUGAAAUCCAGAUAACGCACGCAGUGUCAAAUCAUUCGCUGAUCCAGCAAGAGUUGGAAACGUCGUUGAAGCAACAAAAUGCGCUGUUGCGACAGAUAUUAUUGGAAAAGGAGAAGCUCGAAGAGAAAUAUAAAGAACAGGACCAAGCCCUAGAGACCCAAAGUCUACCAUGCCAAGCGGUAGUUGCAACGCAGACUGAUUGUGAAACGGCAACUCAAACAGAACCGGUGAAAGUCGAGCGGAGGCGCACCAAAAGCGAAAACGACGAUUCCUUCUCGGAAGACGAGUACGAAUAUGUGAAGUACAGUCCUCCAGAUAGCCCGGAUGAUGUGUACCUGAUCAAGCGAAAGCGCACCCGCAAGAAGACCAAGUACAAGUCUGACGGGGAAUCGAACGGAAGAGGCGGAAAGCGAUUCAUCACUGUGGAAUCGGUUAAGAGGAAAAUUCGGACACCCAUUCAAGAGGAAGAGGAACCAAGGAAGACGCCACCGCGGCACAGUGAAACUCGUGCAAGCAUACUGAGGAGAAAAAAGAACGAAGAGAGACUGAAGAAGGAUGUGCUCAUGGAGAUUUCCGAUUCCUUGGAAGAUAAAGAGACCAAAAAGAAAGAUAGGCGAAAGAAAGUCUACAAGAAGAAUGUGAAGUACUUUGAAGAUUCCGAUGGGUCCGAUAAGGAAGUUGUACAGAAAUACUUUUCAGCAGAUAGUCUAGAUAUCAAUUCGGACGUCGAAGACUAUACGUAUGAAGUGACGACUACGUCUAAAUCAGUCACAGUUUCACCACGAUCUGGCAUCCAACAGCGGAUAUCCAGGAAAGACAACAAAACGGAAACCACUUCCACUAGGAUACGACUGACAACUUCCGAAUCGCCUUCCCGAAUGCAGAAAGGUCCUGCUCCGAAGCCACCACGUAUGACCAAAUCGCUGUCGAAGGAAAGAUUAGAGGACGGUAGAGACAUUCCGGCGAAAUAUAUGGAUUGGUAUCAUAACCUGAAAGAUGAUUCACUGGAGAAAAAGCCAGCCAAAUGGAAGGAAUACGAGAAGAAGUCUGUUAAAAAGAAGAUUGUUUCUUCGUCAUCGAAGGAAGACGAACCAAAAAUGUCCAAACCUGAACCAAUGCCUCGAACAUCUCCUCCCAAGGAUGCUCGUCUUCUGAAAGAAGACAUUCAACUAGCGAAAAAGGUACAAUCACAAUCUUCGAACGACGCUACCAGCCAUCCACUGCUCCAACAUUCCGAGCAUCGAUUCGAAGCAGAAUACGAUGCGAAUUCCCAAGUUCCUCCACCUCCAGACAAACUACCGCACUACCUUUACCCGGAAACACCACCGAUUGUGAAUCGAGACAACAAGGUGCAGAUCAAGAUAGUAGAUUCCUCCAUGAGCAAGCCUUCUCCAAUCCACGAGAACGAAGUCAAAGAACCGAGGCCAAGACUCUCGGAACCAACCACCACGACAGCAGCAACUACAACUACAACAACCUCGUCAAAAACGCUGAACGCUUCGACCCUGGAAGAUGACCACGACUCCGGCAUUGCCAUGAACUCGCUGCUGCACAACAAGAGCAAACGGCAUCCCAUCACGGACAAGAAGAGCAUCUUCACCAUCGCGUACGACGACGUGCGCAUCCGACAGAUCCGAUCCGAAAGCGACACCCCGCCGUUCUCCUAACAGCGACGGGGCAAGUCUGCUCAGCAGCCUAGCGAGCAGCAUCACUCCGAAGCCGAAGAGCAGCAGCAGCAGCAACGAGGACGCAGCCAAUAGCAGUUGGCAUCUUGUCAGCAGAAGAACUACUCCCGAACCUGACUGCGUACGACCUUUGACAUAGUUCACCGGAAGGGCUUCCCUAACGCCAGCAAUCCCCGAAACAACGGGUUUCUUCGAGUGAAAUUUUCCUAAAUAAAGUACAAAGAAAGCUAACCGUUGAUCCUACCCAUAGUGUCGGUGCGAUCAUUCUGACGAUGACUGUAAGCAAGUUCUAAAAUUGAAAGGAAACGUGCAACUGCCAUAAGUACUAAGUUCACUUUUACCCGCCACGUGCAAAGGCGUGAAAAGAGCCAUUUUUUCCUAGCAAAAAAGAAAGCAAAACCAUGUAUAAAUACGAUGUAGUUUUAACCAAGCAUAAAGAAGUGAAAGACAAAAGUAGUUUUACCACUAUCGCAAACCCUGCCCAGCCGCCAAUGUUGUCGUUGUCCAACAGUUGUGUUUAUGAUUGUUACUGGUGUUUUUAUUCCUAAAUUGUUUAGUGGCAAACCCCCCCUACAAAGUGUCAUUUUUAGGUGAUAGGUUAAAAGCAACAGCUGCUGUGUAAAUUGUUCGUUAUAUGUUUAAGUAAGUCGCCUUGUAAAUAUUAGUCCCCCGAUAGAAAGCGAAUCAAUCAAUCGUAUUAAGUACACGAAGCAAACGUACUCCAUGACUUCCUGUUUUAUUUUUGACGUACCAAUAGCCUAGUUAUCAAAUAACUAGUCUUUUAGAAACUUGCAAUAACGUACUUUGCAAUGUCCUCAAUCUUCCAGAGUAAAACAAUGCAAUCACGAAACGCGCAUAUUUUUCGUUCGAUGUUUUUUACCCUUGUUGAGUUUGUGUUGAUGUACAAAUCGAGAAAAGAAACAAUUUCAAAAAUUAAACAAGUAGUUACAAGUAAAUCUAAUCCUCGUUCUGUGUUAUGUAUGAAUAGGUUUCAUCGCGAAGCAACUGAAUGUCACACGUUCAGUUUCGGAUAUUACGGCUUCAAGCUAUUCCGUCGAAGGCUAAAGCACCUUCAUGAC
This is a messenger RNA of Aedes aegypti (yellow fever mosquito), 8561 nucleotides long. It is a transcript of the gene Cad86C, whose product is annotated as cadherin-86C. Lineage: Eukaryota; Metazoa; Arthropoda; Insecta; Diptera; Culicidae. The record is from RefSeq and is a predicted model, not a curated record. Gene Ontology annotation, cellular component: plasma membrane. Gene Ontology annotation, molecular function: calcium ion binding. The transcript is spliced from 15 exons. Gene Ontology annotation, biological process: homophilic cell-cell adhesion. Bases 2074 to 7464 code for a protein of 1796 amino acids.